AUGCCCUUGGAGGGGAUUUUCAUUGAACCUACUUCAACUUCUACACCUGAUCUUUCCCUUCACAUAAGUCCACCCAGCACUUCAUCUUCUUCUUCUUUGAUUUGCAACAACGGCACAUCUGGUGGUGGUGCCACCAAUUAUGAGGCUCGCAAUUCAACCAGCACAAAUUUCCCUUCUCAAGCUCACACUGAGCUUUCUUUGGGAAGGAAUUUCAGUGGUGGAGGAAGAGGGGGUAUUGAAGAACCACCACCACACAACACCAACACCAACAACAACAACACCAACACCAACACCGGCAUCAACCCUUAUUAUCAGACCCAACAGCCUCAUUUUCAUCAUCUUCACCACCAUUCUAACACCGGGAAUGCUUCAAAAGCAGCAACGGCGACAAGCACCACAAGUUCCUCCAAUCACUUGAGUCACAUAAAUUAUGGGGUUUCUUUGCUUGAUGUGUCAUCAGAAGGAUUGAGGCCAAUCAAGGGGAUUCCGGUGUAUCACAACCGUUCAUUCCCUUUCUUGCCCAUGGAACAUUCAGGAGACAAGGAUCAUCACGCCAAAAUGUGUUUAUAUCAUCACAUGCCUACAUAUCCCUCUUUGUCCUCUUCUUGUUCUCCUCUGUGUUCUUCUCCUUCUUUUACUUCUUCUCCUGCACCCUACUUUCCCGCGCCAGGUACACCGGAUCCCAUGUCCUAUUUGAGCUCAGGUGGGACCACCGUGGCGGCGGCCGCGGCUUAUAGGGCUGCCACGGCCACGAGGUUUAAUGGAAUUUCUGGGGAGGCCUUCAAAUCUCAUCAUCCAUUGCACCACCAUCACUCAUCAUCACACUACGGGGUUGGACUUGGAGGCUCUCACGAGGCCUCUUCGGGGUUGAUGAGAUCAAGGUUUUUGCCCAAGUUACCGACGAAGAGAAGCAUGAGAGCACCGAGAAUGCGGUGGACAAGCACACUACACGCUCGAUUCGUCCAUGCUGUGGAGCUUCUUGGUGGCCAUGAAAGAGCUACACCAAAGUCAGUUCUAGAGCUCAUGGAUGUGAAGGAUCUCACAUUAGCUCAUGUCAAAAGCCAUUUGCAGAUGUAUAGAACUGUGAAGACCACUGACAAGCCUGCAGCUUCUUCAGGCCUUUCAGAUGGAUCAGGAGAAGAUGACAUGUCUCCAAUGGGAAGCAGCGGUGGUAUGCGUCAAUUUUCAGACCAAAGAAGCCUUUCGGAUCGACCGGUGCAACAAGAUAUGGAUUACUCUUCGGCCAAUACUCUAUGGAGUAACUCUUCAAGCAAUAGAGAAUCAUGGCCACAAAACAGUUCUAACGACAUAAAUGGUUUCCGACCACCAAUCUUCCAGUCACAACAAAUAUCCGGAGGACAUCAAAUUCAGGAUUGUGAUUCAAGCCAACUGAAGAACAACUUGUCAGGAUCAGGAAAUUUAGAAUGCAAGAACCCAAGCUUGGAGUUCACAUUAGGGAGACCAGAUUGGAAUGGCAAAGGACAAGCCUAAUUUUCAUUGGUUUAAUUCUCUUAUUGUAGCUAGCUAGUUUGAAUCUUUAGUUUAAUUACGACCCUUGUUAACACUGAUAACAUCAUCAUCUUUCCUCAAAUGUAGAGAGGUGGUACUAUAUAAUAUAUAUUCAAGCAGAAGAAGAAAAAGCCCUAUAUAGAAGUUUCCUGGGUUCAUGAACAAUUUUGGUUUAACCUUUUCUUGUAUUUAUAUUUUAUUUAUUGGUGAGGAGGAGACACACCAAAACUUAUGUAGCUGCAAAUGCAGAACAACAGUGAAGAAACAUAGAGAGGAAGGGGAAGAAAUACAAAACUCAUCGUAUUC
Vigna unguiculata (cowpea) is the source of this 1815-nucleotide messenger RNA. It is a transcript of the gene KAN, whose product is annotated as Homeodomain-like superfamily protein. The record is from RefSeq and is a predicted model, not a curated record. Gene Ontology annotation, molecular function: transcription cis-regulatory region binding. NCBI's taxonomy places the organism in Eukaryota, Viridiplantae, Streptophyta, Magnoliopsida, Fabales, Fabaceae. Gene Ontology annotation, biological process: regulation of DNA-templated transcription; abaxial cell fate specification. Gene Ontology annotation, cellular component: nucleus.